This is a messenger RNA of Python bivittatus (Burmese python), 1650 nucleotides long. The record is from RefSeq and is a predicted model, not a curated record. Lineage: Eukaryota; Metazoa; Chordata; Lepidosauria; Squamata; Pythonidae.
GGCGAGCCCGCGGGCUUGGGAUGCCCGCGCCCCUUGUAGCCCCGGGCCUGACCCAGCCUCCAGGGCCCUCGGAUCCCGCUGGGAAGAGGCUGGGCCGCCAACCCGGUCAGCGCCACUUUGGGCCACUUUUAACCCGGCGCUGAGUGCCAGGAGGGUCUCUCAGCUGGGAGAUGGGCAGAAACGGGCGGCGUCCCAGCUGUGCCUUCCCUCCUCCAGGCCUCCGGCAGAUCUCCCAGAGCAAGGUGGCGGUGCUGCUCCUGGCUGGCGGGCAAGGGACGCGCCUGGGGGUGCCCUACCCCAAGGGCAUGUUCGACGUGGGCCUGCCCAGCCACAAGACCCUCUACCAGAUCCAGGCAGAGAGGAUCCGCAAGGUGGAGCAGCUGGCCGGCGAGAAGUUCGGCGGCUCACACUGCGUGGUGCCCUGGUACAUCAUGACCAGCGAGUUCACGCUGGGGCCGACGGAGAAAUUCUUCCGGGAUCAUAAUUAUUUCAACCUGGAGAAGUCCAACGUGAUCAUGUUUGAACAGAGAAUGUUGCCCGCUGUCACCUUCGGUGGGAAGGCGAUCUUGGAAGAGAAGGGCAAGAUCGCCAUGGCACCAGAUGGCAAUGGCGGCUUGUACCGCGCCCUGGUGGACCACAAGGUCUUGGACGACAUGCAGCGGCGGGGCGUCCAGUCCAUCCACGUCUACUGCGUGGACAACAUCCUGGUCAAAAUGGCGGAUCCCGUCUUCAUUGGCUUUUGCCUCUCAAAAGGGGCGGAUUGUGGCGCUAAGGUGGUGGAGAAAGCCUGCCCCGCGGAGCCCAUGGGGGUGGUGUGUUGUGUGGACGGGGUGUUCCAGGUGGUGGAGUACAGCGAGAUCUCCGUGGAAACAGCCGAGAAGCGAAAUCCUGAUGGCCGCUUGGCGUUCAGGGCAGGAAGCAUCUGCAACCAUUUCUUCACCCUUGGCUUCCUUCGGGAAGUAGCAGAGCGAUUUGAGUCGCAGCUGCGGCCUCACGUGGCGGUCAAGAAAGUGCCGUAUGUGGACGAGGAAGGCAACUGGGUAAAGCCGCUAGAGCCCAACGGGAUAAAGCUGGAGAAGUUUGUGUUUGAUGUGUUCCCGUUUGCUAAGAACUUUGUCGCCUUUGAAGUCCCGAGAGAAGAGGAGUUCUCCCCACUGAAAAACGCCGACACGGCUGCCAGAGACACGCCAACCACGGCGCGGCGUUCCAUUCUCUCUCAGCAUUACCGCUGGGCUGUGAAGGCAGGGGCCAGAUUUGUGGCGGGCAACGGGCAGCAGAUCCCGGAAAAGGAAAGCUUCUCCCCGGACGAUGAACCCCCCGCAGUGUGCGAGAUCUCGCCUCUCGUCUCUUACUUUGGAGAGGGCCUGGAAAAGCACCUGAAGGGCAAGAACCUUCCAUCUCCCUUCCUUCUUGAUGAGAGCAAAGCCGAAACUUUGGCAGAAUCUUGAGUGAAACAGCCCCAGCUUGGAAAAUGACCAUUUCUUUUAAUGCAUACAGCAAUUUUUUUAAAAACGGAACUCUGAGAAAUAAUCGAGAGUGCUUUGAGAAUAAAGGCACGUUUACACCCUGGAGGAAGGUAGGAAAAAUUACCACCUGAGAAUUUUCUUCAUAUUAAAAUGAUUUUCAAAAGCAGCCCUGACAACGUGUGUU